GUCAUUGGGCCCUGACAGGUGACCCUGCCUCCUUCACAAUGGAAUAGAACAUGGAACCCUGAUAGCAGGCCACGGUAACUCACAGUUGGCUCAAGCCAGCUCACUUGGCCUGUGACUCAGGAACCAGAAACAUGUUCUUGUGCUGUAUUUGCAGGUCUCGAGACUCUGGUCUCAGCCAAGAGAAGUAUGGGUGCCUCAGUCAAAGCUGUAGACACUGGAUCAGUGGCAAGCCACGAACCAACCAUCUCAGAGAUUUGUCCAAAAAGAAACCUAGGAAAUCACAAGGCAACUCAGGCAAGUGUGCUAAUGUGUCAGCCCUGACCCUGAAUGUGCCAUGCGAUAUAUGGAGCCCGGAGGCAGGCCUGCUGGGCAUGCUGGUGAUGAACCUGGUCCCUGCCUACCAGAAAGGCGAUCUCUUCUAUGUUGGAAACUUCCUCCACAAUUAUAGACAGUGGGGGACAAUGGAGCAAGUGCUGGAUAUUGUGUUCAAAAAGUACAGAUUCCCGGGCCGUAACUCCCAGGAAGAUGAACAAGUAAAGAACACCCUUUGUUCCAUCUUCAUCAUGUGGAUGGACUGCUACCCUGCAGAUUUCCGAGAGCCCCUGAACCGACACCCGUUGAAAGAACUUACCCACUAUGCCAUGCUCCACAUCCCUCCUCAGAUCUGGUCCUCCAUUUCCACAUUCAUCUGGAUGAGCUGGAGGAGACCGGGAAGAAGGAGACCAAGAAACAGAGGAAGAAGUCCCUGUGUGGUCACCUCAGAGCUUGUUUUGGCUGCCAUAGAGCAGCUUCUCCUGACCUGCCAAGAAAGUUGCCCUUGGUGAUGUCAGGGAUGGUGAUGGAUGGAGAUCUGGAGCCAUCACUGGACUCCACAAAGCAUGUGCAUGUAGAGGGGUUGGAUGCAUUUGCAGUCAGGCCCCAAAAGGUUGUGAGUCCUGUGGAUAAGACACUGGUUCUGAACCCCACAUGUGACAGAGCUGAACUUGUAGGGACCCCAAAGAAAGAAGAAAGUAAUAGUGAUUGUCUUCCUCUGACUUUCACAGGCGGCCCAGAUCAGCUCAUAAAGGGUCAAAUCAGCACUCCUCCUGGUGUGCUGGAGGGAGUAGCACACGUGGGGCUGAUGGAAAAUGUCCCCAGUCUGUGUUCAGGGGAACCAAUAAGUGAGGUCCCAAAGUUAGAUGCAGCUCAGGAAAGUGAAUCGGUCCUCAAAAAAUAUGUGGACAAAUCAGUCCUGCUGCAGCAGAACCAAUCUCCAACAGAGAAAUUAGAAUCUGCCUCUCUGGCAAUUGCAGGAGCAACUCCAAUCUUUCAUGAGGAGGUAGAUCCCUUGGAGGAUUCUGAGGCAGAAUUUAUGUUUGAAGGCAAAUUAGAAGCCAACCUAGACUUAGAGCUUCCCUCCCCUCUCCCUGGGUAUAUCUGUCUUUUUCUUUUUGUCCUGAUUGUUGUAAAAUGUUCAUUCUUUUUAUUCUUCUAAAUUUAUUAAAUAUAUAUGUUUAUGUUUUACAAUUUAUGGAGGCUAAAUGCUGUGGUUUGUUUUCUUAUACAUUCUGAUGUCCCAGACACAUGAGUCCUGAGUAAAGGCAAAAUAGUGACCUGGAGCUGUCCAAGAGCACUUACUGGCUAUGAAGGGAACUGUUCAGUGCACUGUAGGGGCAAGGAACCCA
Dipodomys spectabilis (banner-tailed kangaroo rat) is the source of this 1664-nucleotide messenger RNA. Its product is annotated as ral guanine nucleotide dissociation stimulator-like. Lineage: Eukaryota; Metazoa; Chordata; Mammalia; Rodentia; Heteromyidae. Bases 132 to 824 code for a protein of 230 amino acids. The record is from RefSeq and is a predicted model, not a curated record. The transcript is spliced from 5 exons.